UAUUGACAGAAACUCGGCUUUUCUCUCCAGUUCGCCCCGGUCCACAGCACUCGUCCUCUGAGUGCGGACCCCACUGUCGCUUAUCGGACUUUUUGCCGUUUACUUUACCUUAAUAAGCUAAUAUUACCGGUAAAUAUGUUAACCACUUCGUUAGCCGCGUUCAUCGCGGUCUUGGUCGUGACCAGCGCAGAGUCUUCAACUAACUCCAAAGAUGGAGGUCCAUUGGCAGAACUGCCAGAGAACUGGGACCAAACAAAGGAUGACACACAAUCAUUAUUUUUGAACAAAAGUGACAAAAAUGACCUGGAACCGUAUCCUCUUGCACUUAGUGAAGAAGGUAAUUCGGAAGGGUAUGAUCAAACUGUAGAGCAGCGUUAUGAUUCGCCUCAGGCCACCGGAGAGCUCGACAAUUUAAUUAUGAGGCCAGAGCUUUAUGCUGAACCACCAGCGAUGGAAGGGUUAUCCGCGGGCUAUGAUUCUCGACGUCGGAAGCGUGGUAGCGGUACCAAAGUAGGUGGAGCUGGCGCCGCUACAAAGGUGGCGACUAAAAACGGAUCAGGAAAGAAGAAUCUCAAGGCAAAUGACGCGCCGUUGCCAAUUGAUUCAGCAAUACAAGAACAUGACUCUAAUCGUCGGAAGCGUGGCAGUGGCACAAAAGUAGGUGGAGCAGCUGCCUCUGCUAAAACUGCCACGAAAAAUUCCGGAAGCAACAAAAAGAACUUCAGGCCUAUCUCAGAACGCCGUAAACGCGACUCCGGUUUAAGUGCGGCUGACGUCAGAGCUCUUUUAAAUUUGUGGGAAGCUCAGGAACGCAGAAAGCAGGAAUGGAACGCCAAUCAAUGGGCAGAUCGCUAUUACGGUCGCGUCAACAGUUUAGAUGAAGAUCAACCGGAAGUAGAUGAGAAUGGAGACGUAUGGUACAAUGAGCCAGCCGUGCUAGGACCUCGGGAGAGAGAUUUUCCAAGACAUUCAUAUUUCUCAGAACAAAACCGAAUGGGCUUAGGUCGAGGAAUGUCUGAUAUUUAUCAAGUGGACCCCAACGAAUUAGCACAAGUAGAGGCCCGCCGUAAGAGAAUGUAUAUGAAUAAAGUGAAACGUUUCAUGGUUGCUCGGAAACGUUCCGAUAUGCACCAGAACAAUUACCGACCUCGGGACGAUCUGUAUACUCUAGCAGAACUCCUACGUUCGGCACCUCGCGUUCAAGAACAAGACCUCCCUGUUUAUCGCCGACUGAUACUUUAAAGCAGUUGCUCGAAAAUUAUUAGUGUCCACUGUCCAUAGAACAAUCUGUAAGACAGAUACAUUCCAGAAAAUAACAUCAGGCUCGCCCUAUGUUCCAAAUAUUUCACUACCUACUUAAUAGUAAUUUUGGCUGAAUACGCACACCCCUUGUCCGUUAGUUCACGGAUGGAUACAUAAAAAAUUGGAGCAAGAGAUUGUCUAGCAUUUAUUUCGCAGUGUUAGGAUAUAGUCUAAAUUUAGUUUAGGAAAUAGAAUUAAUUGUUCGUAUUUAUAAUUUGUUUAAAUAAAAAAUAUAAGGCCUAAGAUUAAAAAAAUAAAUUUGGUAGUACCUAGGACCCAUGUAAGUAUGCAAUUUUUUUAACUUUUCUACUCUUUACUUGAUUAUUACAAAACAUGUACUUUUCUACCUCUGUUUUCCGCAUAUCUAAUAAAUAGAUAUAGAAGUAGUUUCAUCCAUACUUCUUGUAUUUGAAAUACAUUCAAUAUUACUACCUAAAUGUACUGUAUAGUGAAGUGAAAGUUCACAUUUUAUCGUAUGAAAUGCCUAGACUUAGACCUUAUGUGUAUAAAUGCCAAAUGGUAUAUAAACUUGCUGUAUUAAAUUAGCAUUACAAUA
Messenger RNA from Maniola jurtina (meadow brown), 1858 nucleotides. RefSeq names its product putative neuropeptide precursor protein (gene K5). The coding region runs from base 136 to 1242 and encodes 368 amino acids. The transcript has 5 exons. Lineage: Eukaryota; Metazoa; Arthropoda; Insecta; Lepidoptera; Nymphalidae. The record is from RefSeq and is a predicted model, not a curated record.